Molecule: messenger RNA, 3027 nt
Organism: Sordaria macrospora k-hell
Lineage: Eukaryota; Fungi; Ascomycota; Sordariomycetes; Sordariales; Sordariaceae
Biological process (GO): protein import into nucleus
Cellular component (GO): cytoplasm
Source: RefSeq, a predicted model, not a curated record
AUGGAACCACUGCCACUACCCACCAGUCUGGCGGAGGUGGAACAGUUGAUUGUAGCUCUCUAUCAGCCGAAUCCCCCUGAGACCGUCUCACGUAUCCAGGAGGUUCUCCAGAGGCUACAAAAGUCCCCUGAGGGCUGGCAACUUGCCCAGAGUUUGAUUGGAAACCCGAAUGACAACAUCAAAUUCUAUGCGGCCUUGACCAUCAUUGUCAAGCUUAACAAAGACAGUUCCAACCUCACCGACGAUGAGGCAAAAGAGCUGCUCCAAAAUAUCCUUGGUUGGACAAUAACGUCGUGUGCCGAAGGUGUUGCUCCAUUUGUUAUCAAAAAGUUGUGCAUUGCUCUCGUCACAUUCUUCAUCCACUUUUCUCAGCUAUGGCCCAACUGCCUUCGGCAUUUUCUUUACAGCCUCGAUCUCGGGCGGGCUACCCCCAUUGAGGCUUUGGACAACGCUCUGGACACCACUAUCAUUGUCAACAGUCUCGAGAUUUCCAAACUCAAGGUCGCCAUCUGGUUCGCCACCUCCCUUGUCGAAGAAGUCGGAAAGACGGAUAUGAACUCGAUAAAGUACGUCCACGUACACGAGCGUCUCGUCCGGAAUGCCCACGACUUGGCUUCAUUGUUAGCACGCGGAUUCCUCCCAUCAGAUGACACCUACCAGGUCCAGGGCGAGUCGCUUGUGUGUUUCCAGGCUUGGAUCCUCUACGCUCAACGACUGUCCUCCAACACCGAUGUUCUAGUGACACAUUUACGGGAACUUGUCAGUCCGGCUCUCAACUGCUUCGCCAUCGACGGCCUCUUCCAGCCGGCCUCCGAACUCUUCAGUGACGUACUCAGCAAUUAUUCGGGAUUCUUCACAGAAGCACACUAUGCGGCGUUGGCCUCCCUGUUCGACAGCGAAUGGGCGGCAGGGCACUACGACAGGGUCAUUCACGGCGAUCAUGAGAUUGAGGGUAUUUCUUUUGGCCUUCUCAUGCUUGCGUAUGGUGACGCCAAGGUUUCAGAUCUCAUGUGUAGCACAGACGAGCGAUCCCAGAGGUUUCUGGGGAGAUUAGCUGGUCUUCUCGCUGCUGAUGGCUAUCUGGUGGGCGAAGAUUCGAUAUUCGUCCCUGCCCUGGAGUUCUGGGCCACGUUUGUCGAAACCAUGAUCGACAAUAUCUACUCAGAAGAGGAAGCAAACGUAAACGUCUGGCGCCCGCACGCUGAACAACACCUCAAGAGUGUCGUGUCCAACUGCUGGAGGAAGGCACAAUGGCCGCCUGCAGAGACUUUCGCCGAGUGGGAUUCUAAUGAGCGUGUCGGCUUCACGGAUGCGAGAAAAGACAUAGCUGAUAUGCUACAGUCCAUCUUCACUCUCGAGAAUCUCACUCUAGUCUCAUUCUUCUCUGGUCUUUUCCUCCAGGCCCUCUCUGUACAGUCGUGGGCUGAAGUUGAGGCAUCAGCAUUCUGUCUCGGAUCUUUGUCCGACUGUAUCACGGAAGACCCCCAAUAUGACGUGGAGUUAAGCAAGGUCUUUGCUUCACCCUUCUUCGAUCUUCUUGGUCAGGCCCAAGGUCCGGUCCCGCUACGUCUGCGCCAAACGGGUCUUCUGCUCAUUGAACGGUACUGUGAGUACUUUGAGCGGCAUUCCGAGUAUCUCCCGCAUGCGCUCAACCUGCUAUUUGCGGCUGUGGGCGAUCCUGUUCUUGGUGGACCUUCUGCCAAAUCCAUCUCAACUCUCUGCUCAUCGUGUCGCUGCAUUCUUACGGGCGAAGCACCGGCAUUUAUCAUGCACUACCAAACUAUCCGUAGCAGACAAGUUCUCGACUCUCUGGCGGAGGAGCGUAUCAUCCUUGCCAUCGCCUCCAUCAUCCAGGCUAUUCCGGAUUCGAACCAGAAGCUGGCUGUCUUUGAGAACCUCUACUCGAUCAUCAAAGCAGACUGCGAGCGUGCUGUUCAGCUCAAACAGCAGCCCAGUAUGUUGAACCUUUCCGACCCCAACUUCUUGCGCGGUGUCGAACAACCGGGCGACGUUCCUUCUGCCGACGAAGUCUCUCAUCAACUCGCCGUCCGCGCUCUCCGAUCUCUCCAAAGCAUGGCCAAGGGUAUGCAGGAUGUCAAGGAGCAUGUGGUUGACAUUGAUGCCGAUCCUUCUUCUGCCAACCAGGACCCGAAACUUUCCGCUAUCCAGUCCGAUAUCCUCAACGUCUUGCUCGAGAUGCAGAGAACUUUCAACACCAGCGGGGAGGUCGUAGAGAUCAUUUGCAUCAUCUUCCGAGCGGGGUUUUCAGAGACUGAGUCGGGCCCAUUCGUGUUCCCUCCUGAAGUCGUGACAAACUUCUUCAGUCAACAAAGAUUCGAAACCCCUAGACUGGGAGCUUUGCUGAGCACGGCAUGCUCUUUUGUCGGAAGUCUGUACAGAGGACCGAAAAACCUGGUUCCGUCCUUACUGGCAGAGUUACUACCUUGGGUAAUCCAGAUGCUCAGCAGUCUCCCGGAACCAGAAAGCGACACGGAAGUGGCGCAGAACGGCAUUUGCUUCGUGGAUAAGAUCAUGACAAGGUAUCCCGAGGUGGUGUUCCACGUUCAGCCGCCACAGAUGCUCGAGUACUUUUUCAUGUUCUCGCUCAGGGUCCUGAAUGGGAGGGAGCCGCUGCCCAAGACAGCGUCGGCGGAGUUUUGGAGUAACUUCAUUACCCUCAAGUCCGAGUCCCCCGAUCUCCAAGGAACCAUCAACAAUGCUAUGGAACACCUCGGCCCGCUCAUAUCACAGACUCUCAUCCAGAAUAUCGGUGGUAACGCUGCGAGAAGCGAGCUAGACAAGCUGAGCGACCCUCUCAAGAAGCUUGUGACGAGCCAGAUGCGUUCAAGGCAAUGGCUCGAACAGGCGCUCUUCGACCAAAAUUUCCCCAGUUCGCAGGUAGGCAAUGAAGAGAAGUCUACUUUCCUCAAGAAGAUCAUUGGACUGAGAGGGGCGAGGAAUACCAACCAGGUGGUGAGGGAGUUCUGGCUGGCUUGCAGAGGCUCCAACUUUUCUUAUGCUUCCUAG